AUGAGAAAAGUGCACCACACAAGACAGAAUACAGAAGUAACACCCAACAAUAUCACUGGAGAAGAAAAUACUUCUACACUAAAUAAUAACCCUUCAGCGGUUACAUUAAGUACAAAUAAUGAAAAACAGCAGGAAAAUAACUGGCACGAGGUAGUAGAAGAGAAUUCGGAAAAUUCUACGGUGAUUUGCAUGGAAAGUUCUGGAAAGAAAUCGAAGAUAACAGAGGUGGCUUGGCCACACACCUUAGAGAAAACUGAUACAACAACUAAUAAUAGAGAGAAUACAACAGCAUCAAAUUCAAAAGACAACAGCCCACCUCCCGAAGCA
This is a messenger RNA of Dentiscutata erythropus, 327 nucleotides long. NCBI's taxonomy places the organism in Eukaryota, Fungi, Glomeromycota, Glomeromycetes, Diversisporales, Gigasporaceae. The record is from the annotation of a GenBank genome assembly.